GGCAUGAGAAGAAGAAACAAAAACAGUUUGGCGAAGCUGAGUUCUGUAUUAAAAAAGGAAGAGCUGUUAGCUAAAUAAUUAUUUCCCACCGGCAACACGAUGCCACAACGUGUUCGUUUUGUUGCGUGUAAGAUAGGGUGGAGAAGAAACUAGCUAGCUUGCUAGCCCCAUCGUCUGACAGCCAACGCUAACAGCCUGUCGCUAACUAGUUACUUUGAAUAAGACUAAACAAUCAUGACUCAGAAAGUCAAUCUGUGUUCAGUUUCCCUCGGAGUGGAGGGUAUGACUUGUGGCUCCUGCGUCCAGUCCAUAGAGCAGCGCAUUGGGUCUCUCCCUGGAGUGAUACAUAUAAAGGUGUCUUUAGAGCAGAAGAAUGCCACUGUAAUAUAUGACCACAGCCAACAAAGCCCAGAGUCUCUGUCAGAGGCCAUCGAGGAUAUGGGCUUUGAAUCAAGUCUAUCGGAGUCCAGCACAGCCACACAUGUUUCUACAGAUACCCAGCUAAUCCCCACCUCAGGUCUGACACCUGCACUACAACAGGAAGCCUUGGAGAAGUUAUCCCAGAUUCAAGGCGUGCUGGAUGUCAGAGAGAGCCUGGCCCAGAUGGGUCUCACUGUCGCCUUUGUUCCUUCCCUGACUUCGUCACAGCAGCUGAGUGAGGUGGUGGCCACCUUAACACCUCUGGAGAUCCCCACACCCAGGAGCCCUGUCCAAAAAGGCCAAAUCUCGUCCCCAUCUCACACCACAGGAGGCAGAGUGUCGCUCCUGAAGUUGCGCAUUGAAGGAAUGACCUGUCACUCCUGCAGCACCACUAUUGAAGGGAAGAUUGGAAAACUGAAAGGGAUUGAAAAGAUCAAAGUUGUUUUAGAGACUCAGGAAGCUACAGUUGUGUACCUGCCUUACCUCAUUACCGUCCAAACCAUCAUCGACCAGAUUGCUGUGGCUGGCUUUAAGGCGAUUGUCAAGUCAAAGCCUCAACCUCUGCAGCUGUCCCCCAGUGAAAUGGAACGUUUUGUUGAUUCUCAAAAACCAACCAUUUCUUCGCCAUCAGAGACAUCAGAGGAGACAGAAAUCUUCAUAGACACAACGCUUGUCAUGCUCAGGGUAAAAGGCAUGCACUGCCGUUCAUGUGUGGUCAAUAUCCAAGACAAUAUCUCAAAGUUGCCUGGUGUCUCCUCUGUGGAGGUCUCUCUGGAGAAGGAGAAAGCCACAAUCUGCCAUGAUCCUCUAAAGGUCACAGUGACCCAGUUGCAGCAGGCAAUUGAGGCACUGCCUCCAGGAAACUUCAAGACUCAACCCUGGGACUCCUCUGGCCCUCUGAGUACUGUUUCCACAUCACCCACGCCUGCCUUGUCAUCGCCACGGCCUGCAGGAGCAACUCAGGCCAAACCUGCUGCCUCACAGCCUUGUUUUACCCAGCCUCUGGCAUCUGUAGUUAAUAUUCACAUCGAGGGCAUGACAUGCAACUCCUGUGUCCAGUCCAUUGAGGGCAUGAUCUCCCAAAGAAAGGGGGUGAUGUCAGCCCAGGUUUCUCUGGCUGACCACCAGGGGAUCUUUGAGUAUGAUCCCCUCCUGACCACACCAGAGGAGCUGAGGGAGGCCAUAGAGGACAUGGGUUUUGAUGCCUUCCUACCUGAAACAAAUUCUCUGCUGCCUGAACCAGAUCGCAAUAUCUCAAAGUCUUCAAGUCUAGUACCUGUGAAAGAUAAGGAGCUGGACAGUGACCUACACCAAGAAACCCCCCAGGGACGCAACGGAGACACGCACUCUAAAUGCUACAUUCAGAUUGGAGGGAUGACCUGCGCUUCCUGUGUGGCAAACAUUGAGCGAAACCUCAAGAAUGAAACUGGCAUCUACUCUGUUCUGGUAGCACUAAUGGCUAGUAAAGCAGAGGUGCGUUACAACCCUGAACUUGUCGACCCUGUGAAGAUAGCUGAGUAUGUGAAAGAGCUGGGCUUCACCGCCUCUGUAAUGGAGAACUAUGAAGGUUCAGAUGGGAACCUAGAACUAGUGGUCAGGGGAAUGACAUGUGCUUCUUGUGUUCACAAAAUUGAAUCUAGCCUCAUGAGAGAAAAGGGGAUUAUAUAUGCCUCUGUUGCCUUGGCAACCAACAAAGCACACAUUAAGUACGACUCGGAAAUUAUAGGGCCGCGAGACAUCAUCAAGCUGAUUGAGAACCUGGGAUUUGAAGCAUCUUUGGUAAAGAGAGACCGCACUGCCAGUCACCUGGAUCACAGCAAAGAGAUUCGACAGUGGAGGAAGUCUUUCCUGGUGAGCUUGAUUUUCUGCGUGCCUGUGAUGGGCAUGAUGACCUACAUGAUUAUCAUGGACCACCAAAUGAAUGUUUCACAUCAGCACAAUGCCACAGUGGAGGACCGCAACCUCUACCACUCCACCAUGUUUCUGGAGAGGCAGCUGCUCCCAGGCCUCUCCAUCAUGAAUUUCCUCUCCUUUCUCUUUUGUUUGCCUGUACAGUUUAUUGGUGGUCGUCACUUCUACAUACAAGCCUACAAAGCAGUCAAACACCGAUCUGCCAACAUGGAUGUGCUUAUAGUUCUGGCUACAUCAAUAGCCUUCACCUACUCACUGAUCGUCCUAAUUGUGGCCAUGGUGGAGAAGGCAAAAGUCAACCCCAUCACCUUCUUUGACACACCGCCCAUGCUUUUUGUCUUCAUCUCCCUGGGACGCUGGCUCGAACAGAUAGCCAAGAGUAAAACAUCUGAGGCUUUGUCCAAGCUGAUGUCUCUUCAAGCAACUGAGGCCACAGUGGUCACUCUCAGCAGCGACAAGUCUGUUCUCAGUGAGGAGCAGGUGGAUGUUGAGCUGGUGCAGAGGGGCGAUGUGGUGAAAGUCGUACCUGGAGGAAAGUUUCCAGUAGAUGGGAGAGUCAUCGAGGGACACUCCAUGGCCGAUGAGUCUCUCAUCACUGGUGAGGCCAUGCCAGUGACUAAGAAGCCUGGGAGCUCUGUGAUUGCAGGCUCCAUUAACCAGAAUGGCUCUCUGCUCGUCAGUGCUACACAUGUUGGCAUGGACACCACACUGUCUCAGAUUGUCAAAUUAGUGGAGGAGGCUCAGACUUCAAAGGCCCCCAUCCAGCAGUAUGCAGAUAAGAUCAGUGGCUACUUUGUACCCUUCAUUGUUGGAAUAUCUGUCCUUACGCUGAUCGCCUGGAUCAUCAUUGGUUUUUUAGACUUCUCUCUGGUGGAGAAGUACUUUCCUGGUUAUGACAAGAGCAUUUCUAGGGCUGAGGCAGUGAUUCGCUUCGCCUUCCAGGCCUCCAUAACAGUAUUAUGCAUCGCCUGUCCCUGUUCCCUUGGCUUGGCGACCCCGACAGCUGUCAUGGUGGGCACAGGGGUUGGAGCCCAAAACGGCAUCCUGAUAAAGGGAGGGGAGCCACUCGAGAUGGCGCAUAAGGUCCAGUCCGUGGUGUUUGAUAAGACUGGUACAAUCACUUAUGGCGCUCCGAAGGUAAUCCAAGUCAAGAUAGUUGUGGAGGGGAACAAGAUGCCUCGUUCCCGACUGCUGGCCAUUGUUGGUACAGCUGAGAACAACAGUGAACACCCUUUGGGAGCAGCUAUAACCAAAUACUGCAAACAGGAGCUUGGCACAGAGUCUCUUGGUGCAUGCACAGACUUUCAGGCAGUGCCGGGCUGUGGCAUCCGAUGUCAGGUCAGCAACACAGAGAUGCUGCUGAAACAGGCAGACAGCGACAGCGAGGACAACAACCAGCGCAACAGUGUCCUCGUCCAGAUCAGUGACACCCGGACAUCCGCCAGUUCCCAUCCACUCAUCAUGGACCCACAGCCACUAAGCCUCAUCCAGACGGCCACCUACGUUGUCCUAAUUGGCAAUAGAGAGUGGAUGAGGAGGAAUUGCCUCCAGAUCAGACCAGAUAUAGAUGAGGCCAUGACGGACCAUGAGCGCAGAGGUCGCACUGCUGUCCUGGUAGCUGUAGACAAUCUGCUGUGUGCGAUGAUAGCCAUCGCAGACACAGUGAAACCAGAGGCUGAGCUGGCAGUCCACACACUGACCAACAUGGGUCUGGAAGUUGUGCUGAUGACUGGAGACAACAGCAAGACAGCACGGGCUAUUGCUGCCCAGGUGGGUAUCAGGAAGGUGUUUGCAGAGGUCCUGCCCUCUCACAAGGUGGCCAAGGUGGAACAGUUGCAGCAGUCAGGAAAGAAAGUAGCCAUGGUGGGUGAUGGUGUCAACGACUCACCCGCCCUGGCCAUGGCUGACGUUGGCAUUGCCAUAGGAACCGGGACAGAUGUGGCCAUAGAGGCAGCAGACGUGGUGCUGAUCAGGAAUGACCUCCUGGAUGUGGUGGGCAGCAUUGACCUCUCUAAAAAGACAGUCAAGAGGAUCAGGAUCAACUUUGUAUUUGCUCUCAUCUACAACCUGGUUGGCAUUCCUAUCGCUGCUGGUGUCUUCCUUCCUCUUGGUCUGGUGUUACAGCCGUGGAUGGGCUCUGCCGCGAUGGCGCUGUCAUCUGUCUCUGUGGUGUUGUCGUCCCUUCUACUCAAAUGUUACACUAAGCCCAGUGCUGAGAAGUUGGAGGCCAGACUGGGUAACGGCAGACGGCAGGGCAGCCUUUCUGAAGUCAGCGUCCACAUCGGCAUGGGCGAGAUGCGUCGUCCCUCCCCCAAACUCAGCCUGCUGGAUCGCAUUGUCAACUACAGCCGUGCCUCCAUCAACUCCCUGCGCUCUGAUAAGCACUCCCUCAACAGCUUGGUGCUCAGUGAGCCUGACAAACACUCACUGCUGGUGGGGGAGGCCCUGUGUGAGGAGGAGUUUUGCUGAAUAUGUAAGGCUCAUGUGGGCCAAGAGCUACUUUUCUAUAGGACAAAGACAGUAACUACAUGCAUUGAAGGCUGGGCCAUGCUAAGCUGAAAGACUAAGCCUUUCAGUAACGGCCCAUCUAUCUGCUGUAGGUGCCUCAGGGCAGCACUGUUGACUUGAAGAAAGCUUCCAUGCCCCUUGUUUUCUUUUAGCUCAACCAGCUGAUCACAUGCAUUUCAGACCACACUGGGGUGAUUUCCUCUCUCAGUUGCAGACUGAAAGGGGUCACCUCCGUGUGAGGUCACCGCCCUCGGGCACACUCUUUGACCAACCCGUUGAUCCUCUGACACUCGCUGUGAGCAGGGACAUGAAGCAUCUUCAUAGCCUUGAAGCAGGCGCCCACAUCCAAGAAGCAGAGUGACGAUCUGAGCUCUGCCACCGUGGUCACUUGCCAGUACAAUCUUUAACAUCUAUCCAAAGACAUUUUAACAGUGUUGCCCCUUGUAAGAGCGGACACAGCAGAGUUAUAUUUUCAUUCAUUUUCCUACAUGGAAAAAUAUAAUAACACUGUUGUAUAAUUAUAUCCCAGAGUAUUUAUAUUACCUUUAUUUAUCUUUUUUCAUUAUAUCUAAUGUGAAAAAUGAAGUUCUUGAAUCCAAAUGCCUGUUUUCAUUCAUCUCCCAAAAUGUGUAAUUACUGAGGAAGGCAUAAAAACUCAAUCAAAGACAUCUUUUAACUUGCUGUAAGCAGAUUUUUGUGCAAAACACUUACAGACUGAGUUAUUAUUUUAUUUCAAUAGUAAUUGUUGGUGUUACGUGAGUGCCAAUUGAAAUGCAACCUUGUCAAAGUCCAACACAUUCCAAAGACAGCACUGUACAAAAGAUACCUUGGACUUCAUGUGUACCAAGUGUGAGCAGAGAUAAGGAUAAUGACUCAAAGCAGAGACUUCAAGAACGUUGACUUUGAACGGUGACGACUAUAAAAAACUCUUCUAAUAGAUUUCGCUACUUUUAUCGACCCUCCACCUCUGGUUGAUGAUGGGUUUCUGUCAAUGAAUGUGAACGUUACUCGCUGUUAAAUAUCAUAAGAAGCUGUUACGUGGGUGACGGUGUUUGUCAUCCAGACAAGGUGUAUUGUGCUGUGAUGCUGUUUGUUGUGAAAAGGGCAAAUUCUGAAGGUAUUUGUGUUCUGUCUGUCAUCACACGAGGCAAGAUGCUGUUACUGUUUUUCAAAAUUUCUCUCAGCGAUGCAACUCUUUGUUCAUUUCUCUCCUUCUUCACAUGAUUCACUGUCGCACUUGGUCAAAGAAACAUCUUUAAACCCAGGCGAGCAGGAAACAGCAGGAUCAGCAGACUGAACACAGCUAUGUCCCAGACAGUUACAAUCUAUGCUUUAUUUUUUAAAGACUUCUUGCCAUUACUACCUGCUGUGUCAGAGCAGGAGAUAAUCACUACAGUCCAGCUUUUCCUGAGCGUUUUCUGCGUCUGAAGCUCUCUGGUAUUUCUUUACGAUGAUGAAAAUAGACGUCACUUUGUGCUGCCACUUUCCCAUGAUGCAUUAUGUUCUGUAGCUGUCACAGCUUGCUGAGUGCAAUUAUCUGUUGUUCUUGUGCAUUGCUUUGUAAAGACGCUGAUGGGACUUCAGAUCUGUGUGCAGUCAAAUGAAGCACGUCCGCGUUCGCAGUCUUUCGUAGUUCUUCUAAACAUGUGCCUUGAAAUAAAACGCCUUUGUAACGCCACAGCACUCUGUCCGAUUUAAACCAGAAGAUGGUGCUGUGGGGCUGUCAGCUGCACCAAAACACCAGACACAAGAUUUCAUCAACUUUAUUUCCUCCAGUUAGUCUAAACAUCACAUCACCCCAGUGUACUGCAAAACAAUCAAAUAGCAUGUUUGUCAUAAUAUUCGUUUUGAAAUAAAAAACAAAAAACAAUUAAUGCAAACU
This is a messenger RNA of Chelmon rostratus (copperband butterflyfish), 6721 nucleotides long. It is a transcript of the gene atp7a, whose product is annotated as ATPase copper transporting alpha. The record is from RefSeq and is a predicted model, not a curated record. Gene Ontology annotation, molecular function: copper ion binding; ATP binding; ATP hydrolysis activity. The transcript has 23 exons. The coding region runs from base 235 to 4800 and encodes 1521 amino acids. NCBI's taxonomy places the organism in Eukaryota, Metazoa, Chordata, Actinopteri, Chaetodontiformes, Chaetodontidae. Gene Ontology annotation, cellular component: membrane. Gene Ontology annotation, biological process: monoatomic cation transport.